AUGGACUUAGCCAAAGAGCUAGAAUCUUUAGGAGGUGCACAUAAUAUUCCUGACAUUUUUGAUUGCAUUGUUUAUGACGGCGCAGCAUUUGUUCACAUGAUAAGACUUAGAAAUUUGAAAUUAUUUCGGCAGUAUUUUGACAUGUUAUGCUUGAUGUUCCGAGUGUAUCAGUUUUUAAUUUUUCAAAUUGCCUUUUCGUUUAAAUUUUGCUUUGCAAGUUUUACAAUCGAAAGAAUAAAUAUCCGAAUGUGUUAGUUUGUGAUUUUUCAACUCGCCUUUUCGUUUAA
Messenger RNA from Ceutorhynchus assimilis (cabbage seed weevil), 287 nucleotides. NCBI's taxonomy places the organism in Eukaryota, Metazoa, Arthropoda, Insecta, Coleoptera, Curculionidae. The record is from the annotation of a GenBank genome assembly.